Drosophila bipectinata is the source of this 883-nucleotide messenger RNA. Its product is annotated as serine protease 1-like. Gene Ontology annotation, biological process: proteolysis. The record is from RefSeq and is a predicted model, not a curated record. Lineage: Eukaryota; Metazoa; Arthropoda; Insecta; Diptera; Drosophilidae. Gene Ontology annotation, molecular function: serine-type endopeptidase activity.
GGACAGCUAAGUUUCUUCGUAACCAUGAAACUGUUCUUGCUUACCUUCGCUGCGGCUCUGGCUCUGGCCACCGCCGGUCGCUUUGACUACCGCACCCUCCAGCUCCCCAGGGUCACCGUUGAGGAGACCCCAGAGGGCCGCAUCGUCAACGGCUACCCGGCAUACGAGGGCAAGGCCCCCUACAUUGUGGGUCUGCUGCUCCGCACUGACGGCAGCAACGGCGCCGCCGUCGGAGCUGGUUCCAUCAUCUCCAACGACUGGGUCCUGACCGCUGCUCACUGUCUGACCACCGACUCCAUAGACAUCCACUACGGCUCGAACUGGGGCUGGAACGGAGCCUUCUCGCACAACGUGCGCCGUGACAACUUCAUCAGCCACCAUGACCACGACAUCGGUCUGAUCCGCACCCCGUGGGUGGACUUCAACAACCUGGUCAACAAGGUCGCGCUUCCCAGCUUCAGCGAGGAGAACGACCGCUUCGCCGACACCUGGGCCGUCGCCUGCGGAUGGGGUGGCAUGGAGAACGGAAACCUCGCCGAAUACCUGCAGUGCAUGGACGUCCAGAUCAUGAGCAACAGCGAGUGCAGACAGACCUACGGAGGUGUCUCCGACCAGGACUUGUGCACCCGUGCUGCCGAUAACAAGUCCGCCUGCGGCGGUGACUCCGGCGGUCCCCUGGUCACACACGACAACCCUCGUCUCGUAGGAGUGAUCACCUGGGCCUGGGCAGACUGCCGUACUCUCUCGGGAUACACCCGCACCACCGACUACCUGGGAUGGAUCCGCGACCACACUGGCAUCUCCUACUAAAAUAUUUUUAAAUAGGAGUGAAGGGUCUGCAAGGGCAACGACACUCUUAAUAAAUUCUUGGCAUACCUUUAAA